This is a messenger RNA of Laccaria bicolor S238N-H82, 162 nucleotides long. RefSeq lists its product as uncharacterized. The transcript is spliced from 3 exons. Lineage: Eukaryota; Fungi; Basidiomycota; Agaricomycetes; Agaricales; Hydnangiaceae. Bases 1 to 162 code for a protein of 53 amino acids. The record is from RefSeq and is a predicted model, not a curated record.
AUGUUGGAAACGAGUAAAAGCAACGUCUUGCACUCACUAUGGACGGAUAAACGGAACCAGGACGCGUUAAACGACGAGAUUAGACUUCAAUGUUUCGCAAUACUUCCAAAGACGGGAUUGAACACCUACGUGAAGAUUAACUUACAUACCCGACGACGAUAA